AUUGAUCAACGAAUAAAGCCGCAAAUCAAGCAAAGGAUGUGCAGUGCGAAGUGUUAAUCUCGUUUUAAAAAUAGACUUAAUUGUGGAAAGUGAAAGGUUAAGAUAUCAGUGAUAUCAGCGAGCUGUGUGAACAUUAGUUUCCUUUGACAUCCUUUUGAAUAGCUAAAAAAUUUGUGAAAGGAUUUGAUUGAAAUUUUAAAAUUAAAAUUUUUUUUUUUCAAAAAUGUCAAUGAACCGUUUGGCAAUUGUCGCCGCAAUUGGUACACAUAAUACUAUGAAAAACCGGAGUGAUGAUAUUCGAUGGAAUAGUCAUCCACAGAUUGAAGCCCAUGAACGACCCAAUAAUCAAAAAUUCAGUGGAGACGUUAAUGUUCUGCUGGGAGGGGCAAUGUUUUCUCUUGCACUGUCGAUUACAUGUUUCCUCUGCUAUUGCUGCCACCGAAGCCUGAAGCGACGCGACAUUUUAUAUCAACAGCGUUGGACACAUGUUGACCCGAACAUGGACAUAUACAGCGUCGAACAGUACUACGACAUCACCGCUAACAACGGAAUCGACGACGACCAGUACGCUCAGAUAAUGAGAAACCACGGUCCGCCACCUGCCUACGACAUUGCCGUAACAAUGAAGAAUCCGAUGAAAAUGAAUAUAUGUCAUCUAUGCCAGAACAAAGUUCGCAUGAACUGUGACUGCGAUUCGCGGAAUGCCAACGAACUACCAGCGAAAACCAAACGUGCAACCGAACAAUUGUUGAACGUACAGACCAUGUCUGAACAACAAAAUCUGCAUCAACGAACCACAGCCGACACAUGCGACAAGUGUGACAAUGAAUUACGAUACAAAAAUAAGAACGUGUGUAACGAAGACUUACUGAAUGGUAACUGUCAAGAGGAUGAAUAUUGCCAGUGUACAAACGCCUAUAAAUAUGUGCCUAACUGUCGAGCAUGCGGGAAAGAUCUUUAUGCGCCGAACGGGACAAGCAAUGAACACGACAUCAACGAUAAUGUGCCUUCAACGUCAGGAGACGGAUAUGUCUGCAGUAAUGGUGAUAUUAAUAGUAAUUAUGAGGGUAGUGAUGAUGAAGAAGGCGAAUUUGAUUCAUUAAAUCAAAAUGGGAUCAUUCGAGUUGAUAUGAAAAAAUUGAUUGAUGAUCAGACCGGGCUACCCACUUACGAGGCAGCUUUAAAAUUAGAGUCUAGCGGAUAUGUUUAAAUGGAGAAGACGUUGAAAAAUAUUCUCUUUAGAACUGAACCUCUGGACUACCUCUAAAGUAAUACUUAUAUGUAAGUUUAACUACUCUCCUUUUAAAAGCUCUCUUCUGUUUUAAACAAAAUGUCAUUUAAAGUUCCCAAAGACUAGUUAUUGUUCUCAGAGAAACAAAAAAGUUAAUUGGAAAGUGGAGUUGUCAUUUAAUGUGGGCUCGUUGUUAAACACUUAAAUUUUGACUAGUUGCUUGACGUUGACCAACCAGAAAUGGAAAGAAUAUUUAUAACAAAAAGUAACCCUGUGAUACUAGAAUAACUCAUUCUGGAAAUAUUUUACAUUAGAAUAUAAAUUGUAUCAAGGUCAGUUCAGGGUCGGACUGGCUAUCAACAGAUGAACCGGACGAUGUUGCAAAAAAGAAUCAAAAAGCUCGAAAAAUUAAAUUUUCAUAAAAAAAUU
Molecule: messenger RNA, 1660 nt
Organism: Bradysia coprophila
Lineage: Eukaryota; Metazoa; Arthropoda; Insecta; Diptera; Sciaridae
Gene: s-cup
Product: spermiogenesis-related protein stanley-cup
Source: RefSeq, a predicted model, not a curated record